ACUUCUUUCCUGACCCACGUGUAGGUACCAAACCAAUGCACGCACGUACGAUACGUUCAGGGCCGGCGCAUAUUCAGACUCGACCAGACACAGAUCGGUGAAAUCUCAGUGACCAUGUUGCGUUUACCAGCUGUCAUGAGGCCCCUGUUGACCAGGGCUAUAGCACCAUCUUCUUCCUAUGCUGCUCCUACAUUGACACGUUGCUAUGCUAAGGACAUCAAGUUUGGUGCUGAGGGAAGAUCACUGAUGCUGGAAGGAGUAGAUCUCCUUGCUGAUGCAGUGGCAAUUACGCUGGGACCAAAGGGGCGCAAUGUGAUCAUCGAGCAGAGCUGGGGGAGCCCCAAGAUUACUAAGGACGGAGUUACCGUCGCUAAAUCAAUUGAGCUGAAGGAUAAACAAAAGAACCUGGGAGCUAAGCUGGUCCAAGAUGUAGCUAACAAUACCAAUGAGGAGGCUGGAGACGGCACCACCACUGCAACUGUCCUCGCUAGAUCCAUUGCCAGGGAAGGCUUUGAGAACAUCAGCAAGGGAGCCAACCCUGUAGAGAUCCGCAAAGGAGUCAUGAUGGCAGUGGACUGUGUGGUUGAUGCCCUCAAGAAACUCUCCAAACCUGUCACUACCCCAGAGGAAAUAGCACAGGUGGCAACCAUUUCAGCCAAUGGGGACCAAGCCAUUGGUGACUUGAUAUCCCAAGCCAUGAAACGUGUGGGUCGUGAUGGAGUUAUCACUGUCAAAGAUGGCAAGACACUUCAUGAUGAACUAGAAGUGAUAGAAGGGCUCAAGUUUGACCGAGGCUAUAUCUCACCCUACUUCAUCAACUCUCCCAAAGGCCAGAAGGUGCACUUUGAAGAUGCCCUCCUCCUCCUGAGUGAGAAGAAGAUCUCCAGUGUCCAGUCCAUUGUACCUGCUCUUGAGCUAGCUAAUGCUCAGAGGAGGCCAUUAAUUAUCAUUGCUGAAGACAUUGACGGGGAAGCACUUAGCACGCUGGUUCUAAACAGGUUGAAGGUUGGCUUGCAGGUAGUGGCAGUCAAGGCCCCAGGCUUUGGAGACAAUAGGAAAAACCAGCUGCAUGACAUGGCUGUUGCCACUGGAGGACUGGUGUUUGGAGACGAAGCCAUGGAUGUCAAGAUUGAAGAUGUACAAAUUCAGGAUCUUGGUCAGAUUGGUGAAAUCACAGUCACUAAAGAUGACACCCUAAUACUCAAAGGCAAAGGGGACCGAGAAGCCAUCGAGCGCCGCAUUAAUCAAAUCAAGGAAGACAUUGAAAAUACAACUUCAGAAUAUGAGAAAGAGAAAUUUGGUGAGCGACUAGCCAAGCUUUCAGACGGAGUGGCUGUCUUGAAGAUUGGUGGAUCAAGUGACAUUGAGGUGAAUGAGAAGAAGGACCGUGUCAAUGACGCAUUGAACGCUACCAGAGCAGCUGUAGAGGAGGGCAUCGUUCCUGGGGGUGGUGUGGCCCUGUUGAGAUGUAUACCAGCACUAGAUAAUGUCAAACCAGACAACAGUGACCAAGCAACAGGAGUGAACAUUGUCCGCAAGGCACUACAGAUGCCAUGCUCUCAAAUAGCAGCCAAUUCAGGACUUGAAGGUGCACUGGUGGUUGCUAAACUGAUGACAUCUGAGACAGAGAUAGGCUUUGAUGCAAUGAAUGGCCAGUAUGUAGACAUGGUCAAGGCUGGUAUUAUUGACCCAACAAAGGUUGUGAGGACAGCCUUAGUUGAUGCAGCAGGUGUUGCGUCACUGUUAAGUACAUCAGAAGCCAUCGUCACUGAGAUUCCUAAAGAAGACAAGAUGCCAGACAUGGGUGGCAUGGGUGGUAUGGGUGGCAUGGGAGGCAUGGGUGGUAUGGGGAUGUGAGCCAUCGGUCACGAAACAUUUAGGAGAUAUUUAAAAGGUCUGUGGUUUUACCUUAUUUGUAUAAAUCAACUGUGGUCCUAGUUUGUCAGUAUCUCUCGGGGAAACGUUGAAAUGAUUGGAAUUCAAUCAAAUGUCUUAGGUUUAUCCUGUGAUAUUUUCCACUGCAAAGUCACACAUCAUUUUUUGUAUUCUGAAUAUGUAGCUUGCCUGAUGGGAUGUAUUUGAAAUGAACCCAAUAAUGCCAUCAGUUUAGACAAGUUGUUCCCAUGAUCCUCAACACAGUAGCAUGUGUACCCAUAUCCUAGGCUUGGUUUGCAGUUGUCAAAAUGGAAAAUAAUUCUUGUUGAUAUUUCUACUCAUGUAUAAGAAAGUCAUUUUAAUGAGAAUUUUUCUUUUACCGAGGAUGGUUUGGUAAAUUUCCCAAGUUUGUGAUCCAUUCUUUGAUAUUAAAUUAAUAGUAAUGUGUAAAAUGAGGCAGAAAUGGGAAGAGCUUUAAAAGCUAAGUUUUCUCUUCCUAUUCUUAGGUUGUGAGAAAUUAAAAACAGCACAAGUCUCACAAAUUUUGCUGGGGAAAAGAUUUCGACAAUGGUUCUUUGUGUUUCAGCUUCAAUUUUUUAAUAUCACUUAUCAAUUACGAUUGAUCAAGGUUUCCACUCUAAUUUGGUGUCAGAAAAUGAAAUGGAUGGUGAACAAAUGAUAUUGGUGUCAUAAUAUUUUAGAAAGAUGUUUGAUUGACUUGUUGCCCAAGAUGACCCAGAUAUCUGACAUCUCUUACAUUUUGCAAAUUUCUUUUGCAGUCAGUUAGUGUAAUCAUCCAACAAAUGGAAAUUCAGCCACUUAUUUUUGUUUAUAGAAGCCAUGAUGCUUCACACUAUGUGUCCUCAAUAAUGUAUUGCUGAAAGAUGAGAUUAAUUGUAUUCAUUUAUUUGCACAUUGGAAAUACUGCAAGCCUUUUAUAUUGUAGUUUAUGAUGGUAUUUUGAGUUUAAUACCAUUAAUACCCUUAGAACACCUGAUAUCACAUCCACCAGACUUGGUCACUUUUUGUCAUUUGUAAUAAAUCCCACAAGAAAGCAUUCUGUUCUCAGCA
Messenger RNA from Acanthaster planci (crown-of-thorns starfish), 2946 nucleotides. It is a transcript of the gene hspd1, whose product is annotated as heat shock protein family D (Hsp60) member 1. NCBI's taxonomy places the organism in Eukaryota, Metazoa, Echinodermata, Asteroidea, Valvatida, Acanthasteridae. The record is from RefSeq and is a predicted model, not a curated record. Gene Ontology annotation, molecular function: ATP-dependent protein folding chaperone; ATP binding. Gene Ontology annotation, biological process: protein refolding.